GUAUAUAAGACUGGUGGUGUAUCCCAGCCAUCAGAAACGCGGAUGCCUGCUUGCUUUAACAUUGUGAAACAGUGCCAAAUCUUUAGCUGGAUAAAACUAAAGCGGAGUAAUCAUUUCCAUGCGGACAAGAAUGGUAAGGUUACGUUUCGUUGUUCUGUUGGCGAUGCUUACAACCUGUCUUGCAGACCGGUUGGACGUGUUGGAAAGUCAGAUGAAAAGGAUGAAAUAUUUCCAGUCCUACGUUGAAGUGACAUUGAACACAAUUGAAGGAAACGUUGGUUCAUUAACUGAAAGAGUCUCAAAGCUUGAAUCAAUUGUUGCCACGUCCGGUACUGAUAAUGACAGUAACGGUUCAAGGGCCGGGAGUUCUGGAAAAGAAACAUAUACACAACUUGAAAUUAAAGAUAUAAAACAUACGCUCGAAAUGUACCAACAUGCGUUUGCGAGACAAAAACAAGAGUUAAUCGACGUGAAUGAUCUUGUUAAUAACACACUAUCGGUCUUGCAUUCCAAUGUAUCCGUAACUUUAAGAACUGUAUUGAACAACGUCAGCAACUAUGUGCAAGAUAGCGCUGAAACUAUUUCAGCUACUUUAAAAAAGGUUAACAAUACAAUAGUUGAAAGUGGGCGGCAAUUGCGCUCUGAUAUUUUGAUAUAUUUGGGCAAUAUUAGCUCCGAGAUUAAAACCGAUAUGGCCAUGCACAUUAAGGGGGAAAAACAAGAAAACAAUAAAACAUUGCUUGCUUUAAAUUCACAAGUCCUAAAACAUAUCGCAAAUGAAACAGAUACACUUGAAACCUUUAGAACAAAUAUACUUCAAGACAUAUAUGCAGCACGGGAACACGUCCAAAACGAAACAAUUGAGCUGGAAAAGAAGGUUGAAGAGCUUAUAGGCAGAGCAAAUGAAGUUGUUGGCAUCAUUGAUGAACAGAGAUCUACAAUAGAGGACGGUAUCAUGGUCACCAUUAGGGCACUUCACAUUUCCUGGAGUGACUGGUCUGCAUGGUCCGACUGUUCUCAGUCAUGUGGCAAGGGCAAAAGAAGUAGAUACAGGUCAUGUGAUGUACUUCCGCCUUUUACUGAUGGCGUUUGCAUUGGCAAUGAUACUGAUACAGAGGAAUGUGUCAUUCAAGAGUGUCCUGUUCACAUUUCCUGGAGUGACUGGUCUGCAUGGUCCGACUGUUCUCAGUCAUGUGGCAAGGGCAAAAGAAGUAGAUACAGGUCAUGUGAUGUACUUCCGCCUUUUACUGAUGGCGUUUGCAUUGGCAAUGAUAUUGAUACAGAGGAAUGUGUCAUUCAAGAGUGUCCUGUGGUGGACUGCUACGACCUUCACAAACAGAACCAAGGACUACCCAGUGGUGUGUAUAACGUGUCACUAUGGAAAAGUCACGUGGAGAUCCGGGUGUUUUGUGACAUGACGACUGCUUCAGGUGGUUGGACGGUUAUACAGCACAGAUAUGAUGGCUCAGUGGACUUUUAUAGGAACCUUUAUGAGUAUACCCAUGGAUUUGGAGACGUCAGUACGGAGUUUUGGCUAGGCCUAAGUUACAUCAAAGAAAUAGCUGAUAAAGGGAACACCACAAUAAGAAUGGAGGUAUCGGCAGCAGACGGAAGUUCAGCGUAUGAGGAGUGGCCGGAAUUUCGUCUCGGUGUCGCUCCUACAUACACCCUCCAUGUCGGUGGCCGUGGCACAGGAACAGCCGGGGAUUAUGAGCGAUGGUUCGAACGAUAUAACAAUGGCAGGGACUUCACUGCCAAGGGAAGCUUCUGCGGAGAUUUACGCCAAGGAGGAUGGUGGUAUAAAAGUUGUACGUUUAUCAACCUGAACGGCGAGUACGUCACUCCGGGCACGUUAUCCGGAUAUCAUGACGGAUGGGGUGGAAUGAUCUACUACAGUUUCAAACAAUUGGUGUCACUGAAAACGUCGACAAUAAUGAUCAGAAGAAAUGAUUAAGUGGAAUAGUACUCACAAUUACAUUUAGAAGUGUGGUGAAUAAAACGUGUAAUGGUACUGUGCAUAUUAUAACUGUUCGAAUUAAAUAAACCUUUCCUUUAUUUUUCCAAAUGUUGUCUUUUAACCU
Molecule: messenger RNA, 2081 nt
Organism: Mya arenaria
Lineage: Eukaryota; Metazoa; Mollusca; Bivalvia; Myida; Myidae
Product: angiopoietin-1-like
Exons: 9
Coding region: 119-1954 (611 amino acids)
Source: RefSeq, a predicted model, not a curated record